UCUUCGAUAUUAUGACGAUGACAGGGGACGUGUAGGUACGCUAAAAAUUGUUUUUCUCCUGCAAUUUGAUAAAAUUAUCAAUAUGACUUUCUCCAAGAUCAUAGACAAGAUUAGAUUAGAUCAGAUUAGAUUUUUCACCCUCACCAACGAACCAGAAAAGAUUAGAGGAUAUUUUUCAGUGUGUUUGAAAAAUAUUCCGAUCCAAUGUCUGUAUGUUGUGUUGAAUAUCUACCAGGAAAGAGUAAUCAGUUUAGCGAUAGGACAGGCGACUUGACUAAUUGUAAGAUUGUAAAAACACAGGAUAAAACGAUACCUUUGGUAGUGUCAUCGCAUUCGCAUGAUAAUGCUACUCAUUGUAAUCAUAAUAUGUCAGAGGGUAUCUUCUUCAGACAUGGUAACUCGUGUCAUCUGCCUGAUGAAACUAAUUUGAUUCAAUUAUGUUAUUCAGCCAAUCAAAUAUUGUACGAGGCUAAAAGUACAUGUAACACGGAUUCCCUAUUGGAAACAGAUGGAUGUGGGAAGAAUGAGAGGUGUAUUACUCUAGCUAAUCAAACGGGUGAAUGUAAAUGUAUCAGAGAUUUUCAAAGAAUAGGUGACAAAUGUGUUCCAACCCCAUCUACUACUCAGCCUUCGAUCGAAUCUAGUACCACAAAACAGGAUUCUACAGCAAGUUCUAGCGGAGGUUCGGUUGCAGCGGGUCUUCUGAUACCAUUAUUCCUGAUCUCCCUAGCAGUACUGAUAUUUCUCAGUGGUAGAAGAUACAAAUGGGUACAACGGUUUAGACAGUACCAGCAGAAUCGUUAUGGGAAUGUUUUAGUUACUAGGGAUGAGGAUGAUGACGAUCCUCCUAUUGUCUGAGAUACAUUUUAAGUGGUAUGAAAAUGUCAGGAUAAAAAAGAAUUCUUCUCACCAAGCAAUGUUUUCACUUUCACCAGAUCAUUGGUUACAUUGCCCAACACACCAAGUUCAAGCAAAUAGUUGUACAUGUUGCUUUGCAUCAUAAAUUAUUCUGGUCAAUAUUACGUUUGUUUUUUUGUUUUUGUUUUUCUCUUUUUUUCAAGAUUAAUCGUAAGCCGCAAUGCGGUAAUAUAUACCUGUAGUAUUCCGUUAAUUUUUAUAUUAUCUUUGUCAAUUUCUUGGAUUGUACAAAUAGAAAUUUCUGUCUUUCAACUGCUUAUGUUCAGAAAAUGUGUACAGCACAGGAAUAUUUGUGGCUUGUUUCGAAGAACUGUUAAUACGAUUGGCCACUACGCGAUGUGGAUGUAUGUAUCAUUUUUUUGUACAUUCAUAUUAUAGAUAAACUGUUCAGUGUCUGUCGUAUCGUGCUAAUAAUUAAUGAUGAAUGAAUAUAAAGUAGAAAAUAGAUUUCAUAUGAUGCUAAACAGCACCAAAGCGUUUUUGAUUAGGUUCUACAAAGGCACUCCGAACAGCAUACUUGCUAAAUUUUCAUUGUCCUAGUUACUGGAACCAAAGGAAAUCUCAUUCAAUAGUGCCUCGUUGAACCUAAUUGUUAAAUCUAACGAAUGUGUGCAGAUUUCCCAUUCCAUCUAUGUGUCCGAAAGUUUUCAAGAAAUUACAGACGUAAUUUAUAAAUUCCAUGACGCACCUAAUUGUAUCAGAGCACACAAAUGUUCCACGUUUUUAGGGACAGUUUUUAUUGCGAAAAACACAAAAUGAUGAACACUUCUGUUCAAAUGAUCGUUCAAAAGUUAUAAGCCGAAUGUGAUUGAAUCUAAAAUUGAGAAUAGCACAUGUGUAAUGAUUUAAGAAUUCGUAAUCUACUGCUCUAUUCGGGCCGUUUUUAUAUACCUAAAUUUUAAACUAAAGAAUCGGUUAAAAAUUUUUCACCAAACAUCCCUAAAAAUUCUCUGUAAUACCAAGAAAAACUACCUACCAGCAUUACCGUAACUUGAUCCAGAAAUACACUGGCAAUUGAAAAAUUAAUCCGCAAAAGUUAUUGAAACUAACAGAAUUUUUGGAUGAUCUCAUAUAUAAAUUAUGAUAACAAUAACCAACAACAUCCGUAACAAUAAUAAUAAUACUGCUACUCCUAUUACUAAUAAUAAUAGUAAUAUUAAUAAUAGUAAUGAUAAUGAUAAUAAUAAUAAUAAUAAUAAUAAUUUUGUAAUGUAAUGAAACUUGUAUGAUACAAACAAAAUUGUAAAUACUCUUGCUAAUCAGUUCAAGCAUGCAUAAUAUAAUCGUUGCUUAUAACGAAGGAAGCAAAUUCAAAGAACGUGAUUCUAGGAUACUUUGAUUUUAUUGUCACUUUUUUUUAAUCAACCUUUCAGAAGAACCCUUGAAUACGCUUUUAAAAUCUAUUGAUCUCCUUAUAACGAGAACACGCAUGUGAUGCAAGUAAUUUUUAUUGAUUCGUGUGAAGGUUUUUGUUUGGAAAAGACUCUUGACGUUGUUGAACGGUCGUUGAGAAAAUAGCACUUGUUAGCAAACUCGCGAGUUGUGUUGAAAAGUUUGUUACCGAUUAAUAAUUUAUCCUAUGUAAAAUAAUACGGUUGAGUUACAAAUCAUAUAAUUUGAGUUUAAUUUUAUUCCGAUAAUUUUAGACAAUCUGAAAUCGGCCAGGUAAAUCAAUACGUGUAUUACUCAUAAGCCCAUAUCUUGCCUCUGACCGAAAUAUUGAACUUUGUUAAGAGUUUUAAGUUACGGAACGUACCAAAACUUAUGAGGUCAUAACGCGUUAUACCACAUGUAUGUAAAUACAUUAAAUAUUUAAGUUCAAUACUCGAUAUCGUAAGUCAUGAUGGUUUGGCCGGUUGAAUAAUUCUUCCACUUCCAUUUGCCCUCCUAUCGUUUGCACAACUAAUGGUGACGAACUAGCUCAGUACAAAAUGUUGGUGAAGACCACGGAGCAACGAUGCAUGUAUAUUGGUGAUUUUCCUAGUAUAACGUGUGAUUACAUUGUAAAUAUUUUUAAAUGAAUGUAUUUUCAAAACGAAUAAAUCAAGAAAAUCGUAAAAUAAUAAAA
Molecule: messenger RNA, 2986 nt
Organism: Athalia rosae (coleseed sawfly)
Lineage: Eukaryota; Metazoa; Arthropoda; Insecta; Hymenoptera; Athaliidae
Exons: 3
Coding region: 205-858 (217 amino acids)
Source: RefSeq, a predicted model, not a curated record